AUGAAUUUAUAAUCUCUGUACCUAAAUGGGAACCUCGAAGGAAAAAAACAACACCGCCGAACGCAUAUAAUAGCUCGUCUACGGAAAAUAUUUAUUCAGAUGUCGUGACACUGAAAGUAAUAACGUUAGCAUAGCUCAUUUCGCGAAUUUAGAGUAGAGACACUUUUACCAUUUACCUCUAUAACGGCACGUACGACUGUGGCGAAUUUAAAAUUCACAAGAUGAGCGGUUAUCGUUGUUUUACUUUGUGCAUUUUGGCUGCUACGACGCUGUUUUCCCAGCUGUCCGCUGCCCCUACACCGGCUCAAUAUGAAGAGGUGCUGAAUCAGGGACAAUCGACCAUGAAUAAUUUAUCAUCCCAAGGACAACAGUACGGGAAUUACGCCAUGAACGAGGCCCAAGCCAAUGGUCAAUACGCCAUGAACCAGAUGCAAUCCAACGGCCAAUACGCUGUAGACCAAAUGAAAUCAGGCGGCCAACAAGCCGUGGACGCAGGUAAAAAUCUAGUCAACAAAGCUCAAAAUUCUAUCGGAAAUAUCAGCCUGAAUCCUUUGAGCUAUGUGCCCUCGUGGAUGCAACCUGAUGCGCAAAAUUUAUCUUAUUUAGCCCAACAAACGUCCAACUACGCCAACUACUACGCUCAGAAAGGUAACGAAAUGCUCAGCAAAGGCGUCGAAGAAGGAAAGGAUAUGUUGAAAUCGGCUCAAGAAACCGGAUCGUACUAUUUGCAAAGAGGAUUGGAAAACGGGCAGUAUUUGAUCGGCAAAGCUAAAGAGAAAGGACAAGAAUUAUCGAGCAGUCUCAACUCAAAGGUGCAGUCCGGUAUGGGACAAGGGAGAGAUUUAACCAAGGGAGGAAUUCAACAAGGAGCUCAAUCCGUUCAGUCGAUGGGAAACUACGAGAAGAGUUACUUGGGCAGUUUGGGAGAUAAAUUGGAUACGGUGAAUGGGUGGGUUGCAGAGAAGCUUUAUAAGACUGCCGAUGGAGUUGGUACUCUUAGUAUUCCUAAUUUAGACCAACAGUUGUACUCGUAUUAAAUGUGGUGUAAUUACUAGAUUUAAAAUAAUGUAGAUUGAAUAAAUGGUGUGUUCGGUUUUGAGAUAAA
Molecule: messenger RNA, 1105 nt
Organism: Planococcus citri (citrus mealybug)
Lineage: Eukaryota; Metazoa; Arthropoda; Insecta; Hemiptera; Pseudococcidae
Exons: 2
Coding region: 222-1037 (271 amino acids)
Source: RefSeq, a predicted model, not a curated record